Molecule: messenger RNA, 781 nt
Organism: Glycine soja
Lineage: Eukaryota; Viridiplantae; Streptophyta; Magnoliopsida; Fabales; Fabaceae
Exons: 3
Coding region: 92-592 (166 amino acids)
Cellular component (GO): chloroplast
Source: RefSeq, a predicted model, not a curated record
AACUAAGGGAGUAAAGUCAGAAAAAUUCAAUGUCCUUUUAGAGGGUGUUGCAGUUGCAGAUAGUAACUGUAGAUUCUAAGCCGCGCUUAAAAUGAGGGCAGUACUGGUGUCGGUGUUGCCGCUUCCACCUUCCCAUCGACUUUCCACUCAAAACCACAAUCCCAAUUCGCACCUCCGUUUUCCUUCUUCUUCUUCUGUCACUUCCUCCACAUCCUCCAACAGAACCAUAGUGUUUGGCGUCAAUCCCAGCGACUCCAAAAAAGACCCUUCCUUCUUCGACGAAAAUGGCGCCGUCAACGACAUGGAAGGUUACCUCAACCACCUCUCCCUCGAAUACGACUCUGUCUGGGACACUAAACCCUCUUGGUGUCAACCCUGGACAAUAGCUCUGACGGGGGUAUCAAUUAUUGCCAUUAGCUGGUUGAUUUUGCAUUCGGUGAUAAUCACUUCACUUAUAUCAUCACUAAUAUGUGCAUGGUGGUACAUCUUCCUCUAUUCUUAUCCCAAGGCAUAUUCAGAUAUGAUUGCUGAACGCAGAGAAAGAGUUACAAAUGGUGUUGAAGACACAUUUGGUCAAAAGAAGAAUCAGUAAUUCGUAUUAUUCUUGCCCCUUCUUUCCUUGCUCUGUACCUUUGCUUGUAUUUUCAUAUUCAAUUACUGAAUAGUACUCCUUGAGGCUUCAUUCAUGUUAUGUUACUGCCAAUUGGCCUGGAGAUCAUAGGGUGAUGUACAAGUCUUGACAAAUAACGCUGUAUAAUAAAUAUUUGACCUUUUCUUCACA